AACCAAAAUAAUUGAUGGAAUAAAAAUUAGGCAGGUUGCUGUAAUCUUCUUCUCACAAUGAAGGGAAACCAUGUUCCGCCAUCGCCAUCUUCUCCGAGCCCACAGUCUCACUAACUGCACACUUUAAUUCCAUUCCUCUUUAAUCAUUAUUAUUAAUAUUAUUCCCCACACUUAUCUUCUCAACCAAUUCCACGAACCCAAAAUUCUCCGACCAAACAAAAUGAUCCAAUCAUCUUCUCAGACGGUGCCCGGAGAAGAAAACAGCCGGACCGUAAUCUUCGGGAAGUACGAGAUGGGGAAGGUGUUAGGCCACGGGACGUUCGCCAAGGUGUACCUCGCCAGAAACCUCGAAACCUCCGAGCAGGUGGCGGUCAAGGUUGUCCGGAAAGACCAUGUGGCGAAACAGGGGAUGGCGGAGCAGAUACAGAGGGAAAUCGCCGUGAUGCGGCUGGCGAGGCACCGGAACGUGGUGGAGCUCCGGGAGGUGAUGGCGACGAAGCGGAAGAUCUUCUUCGUCAUGGAGUACGUCCGGGGCGGGGAGCUUCUGGCGAGGGUCGCGGCGGAGGGGAGGCUGGGUGAGGAGGAGGCGCGGCGGUACUUCCGGCAGCUCGUCGGCGCCGUGGAGUUCUGUCACGGCCGCGGGAUAUUUCACCGGGAUUUGAAGCUGGAGAAUCUGUUGCUGGAUGAGGAUGGGGAACUGAAGGUUUCCGAUUUCGGGCUGUCCGCCUUGCCGGAGCAGCAGAGGCACGACGGCCUUCUGCACACCCGCUGUGGCACUCCGGCGUAUGUCGCGCCGGAAGUCUUGAGGAAAAAAGGUUACGACGGAGCAAAAGCCGAUGUUUGGUCGUGCGGCGUUAUUCUCUACGCUAUUCUCGCCGGAUUCCUUCCCUUCCGGGAACACAACGUCGUCUACAUGUACACCAAGCUCCUCAAAGCAGAGUACACUUUCCCGCCAUGGAUUUCCCCUGCAGCUCGGAGUUUGAUUUCCAAGAUCCUAGUCGCCGAUCCCGAGAAAAGAAUCUCGAUCCCGGCCAUAAAGAAAUCCCCCUGGUUCCUCGCUGGCGAAACGCCGGCGCCGAUCCCCGCCUCAAUUCCGGGAACCUCCGGCGACGGCGGGAUCAUGGGUACUCCUCCGUUCUUCAACGCGUUCGAGCUGAUAUCGUCGAUGGCGUCUGGGUUUGACCUGUCGAGCCUGUUCGGCGGCGGUCGGAGUCCGGGGUCUCUGUUCACGUCGCGGCUCUCCGCUCCGGCGGUGGUGGAGAGGCUGGUGGCGGCGUUCGAGGACUUGGAUUUCAGAGUUGUGUGCUCGAAGGAGUACAGAGUGAGGAUGCAGAGGAGCUCCGGUGGCCGGGCGGCGGGAUUGACCGUGACCGCGGAGGUGUUUGAGGUAGCGCCGGAUCUAACGGUGGUGGAAUUCUCCCUGACCGCCGGCGACGCGUCGGAGUAUAAGAAGUUUUGUGAGGAGGAUGCACGGCGCGCACUUAACGGCGUUAUUUGGACAUGGCAAGGUGAAGAGGUUAAUAGCAACUGUCAACGGUAACUGUAUAACGGUUUUUUUUUCUUUUCUACUUUUUGUUGUUGUAAUUAAUUUUUAAAAAAUCCAAAUCUAAAAUUGUGAGAAUAGAAAAUGGGGUUUGUUUGUACUUCUCUAUUGUCUUAUGCCCAUUGAUUGAAAGUAUUUUGGAUAGCAUUGGAGGAGACAAUAAGUGUAAAUGUCCCCAUCCCAAACAUUGUUGAAAUUAAGUUGUCUCUAAUCC
This is a messenger RNA of Cuscuta campestris, 1757 nucleotides long. NCBI's taxonomy places the organism in Eukaryota, Viridiplantae, Streptophyta, Magnoliopsida, Solanales, Convolvulaceae. The record is from the annotation of a GenBank genome assembly.